AUGCUCCCAAAGGGAUGUGAAAAAUUGUUGGUGAGAUUCAACCCAGCUUCCAAGGACCCUCUACCAAACCUCAACUCAAAGCAAGACCUAAUGGGAGAAUGGAGGAAGUACUUUGCGAAACUCCUCAACACACCUCCUGUUUCUUCAACUGUGGACAUUCCCCCAAUGGAAAUAGAUCUUCCAAUCAAAACUGGGGACUACACUCGUACAGAAGGUCAAGUGGUAAUCCAAAGCCUCAUGGACUCAAAAGCUCCCGGAAUUGACUCUGUUAUGUGUGCUGAAGCCAUUAAGUAUGGUGGCGAAAGACUGCUCGGCAGCUUAGUACUCUCCUCCACUCAUUCCCAAUGAGUAGAAAACUUUCAUCUGUGCUCCUCUUGCAAAGAAAGGUGAUCCAACUAAUAUGUCAUAUUACCGCGGCAUUACACUCAUGUCAAUGACAUCUAAAGUUUACAAUGGGCUUUUACUGAAUUGCGUUCGAGACCCACUUGAGAAAAUCCUGCGUGUUAACCAAGGUGGAUUUUGUAGCGAUUGCGGCUGUGUCGAGCAAAUGGACUUAUUACACUGAAUACUUGAAGGAGUCAGAGAUCAGAACCUCCCAUUCCUUGGUACCUUCGUUGAUUUUUCCAAGGCCUUUGACAGCAUCGCCAGACUGGUCAUGUUUCCUAUUCUCCGCUAUUAUGGGGUCCCAGACAAUGUAAAGAAAUCUUGGUCUCUAUACUCUGGUACCAAGUCAGCAGUUCUUGUUGACGGUGAAAUGUCAGGCGAAAAAAAUUGUCCUGCAAGGAGACACCCAAGCUCCCUUCCUAUUUGUCACUGUUUUUGA
Messenger RNA from Porites evermanni, 823 nucleotides. NCBI's taxonomy places the organism in Eukaryota, Metazoa, Cnidaria, Anthozoa, Scleractinia, Poritidae. The record is from the annotation of a GenBank genome assembly.